CGACCCCGCCCCUCGUCGUCGGGAGCGCGCAGAGAGGGAGGGGUUCAUCACUCUACUCCGAUCCCGAGGAGAGAAAAAAAAAAAACUGGCAACGAGGAAAAGAGGAGUGAACAAGGCGACGCGGAAGAUAGCCUAGCUAGUGUGUAUGGAGCAGUGUGAGAAUGCCGCGUCUCUCCUGGCGUCCGUGCGCGAGCAGGAGAUGCAGUUCGAGCGUCUGACUCGAGCUCUCGAGGAGGAGAGGAGGAGCGUGGGGCCAUCCGGUACCCUGCCCCGUCCCCUCCCCACGCUGCAGAACGGGCGUAUCCCUGGUGAUGCAGAGUUAGAGCGGCUCAAAAUAAACGAGGGAUACAUCAACGGGACACAGUACAGGAUGUUGGACCCAGGUCACCUUGUCGAGGAGACGGUCACAGUGGAGGAGGACCCCCAGGAGAUGAUACCAGUUGUUUCUGUUGAAACCAGUGAAGAUGGCACCACACGCCGCACUGAAACCACAGUGAAGAAAGUCACUAAGACCACAACCACUCGCACCGUUAUACCCUCAGUCUCUGACACACUCUCUCUGGAUGGAACUGGUUCUGUCACCGGUGUGGGUGGAUAUAAUGCCCCUAUAGAUCGUGUGUACAGACAGCCAGGACACAUGGACUACCCAACUCAUACAGUCCCUAGAAAUUACCACUAUGGGCCACCGGGGGGGUAUGAUGACUACCGUAGUGGACCACCCUCUGAAACCUAUGCCAGCCUCACCCGAGGGGCUCGUAUGGAUGACCGCUAUAGACCUGUGGAUGGUUACCGAACAUUGGACCCUGGCUACCGUGUCCACAGCAGGCCCCAGCUGGACCCAUAUGCAGCUCAGCCACAGGUAGGGCGCAUGGGCAGUGCUAUGGAGAUCUCUGGCAUGCAGCGAUUUGUUGCAGAGCCCUAUGGUUUGGAGGACGACCAGAGGAGCCUGGGAUACGAUGAGCCUGAUUAUGGCAUGGGGCCCCCUAUGCACUACAGCACCAUGCCCCGGUUAGGGCAUCAUGCUCCACCUCCACGCAGGACUGGAUCCUAUGAGGGUACUCUGGAUGGGGAUAUGAGUGGAGCAGGGGAUAUGUAUUAUUGGGGAGGCGGUGCUCCUUUGGCACAGGGAGAAAGGGGAAGCAUGGCAUCGCUGGACAGCACACUGCGUAAAGGCCCUGCCCCAACAACAUGGAGGCAGCCCGAACUGCCCGAGGUCAUCGCUAUGCUCAACUAUCGUCUGGACCCAGUCAAGAGCAAUGCUGCUGCUUACCUUCAACAUCUCACAUUUAAAAAUGAUAAGGUCAAAUCAGAAGUAAGGCGUCUGAAGGGCAUACCCGCUUUGGUAUCCAUGUUGGAUAACCCGAAGAAGGAGGUCCAUCACUCUGCAUGCGGUGCUCUGAAGAACAUAUCAUUUGGACGAGACCCUGACAACAAAAUUGCCAUCAAGAAUUGUGACGGAAUCCCUGCUCUGGUGCGCCUGCUGAGGAAGACCAGAGAUCAGGAUCUGACAGAUACCAUUACAGGGACUCUGUGGAAUCUGUCAUCUCAUGAUUCAGUCAAGAUGGAAAUUGUGGACCAUGCACUCCAUGCGCUGUCUGAUGAAGUGAUGGUUCCACACUCAGGCUGGGAGAGAGGGAAUGAUGGAGGAGAGGAGAGUUGCAAACCCCGCCACCUGGAAUGGGAGACUGCUCUUACUAACACUGCUGGCUGCCUGAGGAAUGUGAGCUCAGAGAGGAGCGAAGCCAGGAGGAAGUUAAGAGAAUGCUCUGGCUUGGUUGACUCGCUCAUGUACAUUGUCCAAUCCCAGAUUAACUGUAAAGAUGUGGACAACAAGUUGGUGGAGAACAGCGUUUGUCUCUUGCGGAAUCUAUCCUAUCAGGUACAUCGGGAAGUGCCAGGUUGUGAGCGUUACCAGGAGACUGCACCUAUCAAUCAAGGCCCUGCCCCAGCUAAUCAUAAGGGUGGUUGCUUCAGCUCCCGCAAGGGCAAAGACGAGUGGUUUUCCAAAGGGAAGAAAGAUGACGAUGGAAUCACAGACACAAUUGACAUUCCAAAGAGGACCACCCCAGCCAAAGGUUAUGAACUGCUUUUCCAGCCAGAGGUGGUUCGAGUGUACUUAUCACUGCUGAAAGAGAGUAAGAAUCCUUCUGUUCUAGAAGCUUCUGCAGGAGCCAUCCAAAAUCUGUGUGCAGGCCGCUGGACCUAUGGACGUUACAUCAGGGCAAUGACCAGACAGGAGAAAGGAUUGCCCCUGUUCACUGAGCUGCUGGCUCAUGGGAAUGACCGUGUGGUCAGAGCCAUGUCCGGGGCCCUAAGAAACUUGGCUAUUGAUGCUCGUAACCGGGACCUUCUUGGAAGACACGCUAUACCUAACCUAGUGGCGAACCUGCCAGGUGGUGGGCAGAGCCAGCCUGUGCGUAACCUCUCUGAAGAGACCGUGGUUUCGGUGCUGAGCACUCUGGCAGAGGUGGUCGGCUCCAGCGUGGAUGCAGCCAAGCUCCUGCGCAGCUCACAAGGCAUUGAGAGAUUGGUGCUCAUCAACAAAGAUGGUAACCGUUCCGAUAGGGAGGUACGUGGCGCUGGCCUGGUGCUGCAGGUUGUGUGGGGAUUUAAGGAGCUGCGGCGCACGCUGGAGAAAGAUGGCUGGAAGAAAUCCGACUUUGUGGUGAACGUGAACCCUCCCACCAACACCCGUACCAACGGUGGCUAUGAGGACAGCAGCACCCUUCCACUCAUCGACAGAGGAGGAAAGCAGGACAGAGACAGAAACAUGAUUCCCAUGAAUGACUUGGGAUCAGACUCCUAUGCUACACUGGAACAGAGAGGACGGAGAAACACAUUGGAUGACACUCUAGAACCUACAGACAAUGAUAUUCAGAAAAACUGAUAGUGUGUAUUACUCGUGGUGAGCACCCUGUUCCUGCCUACUGUCCCUGCUGAACCUCGUCACGAAGGGACCACAGCCACUAAUCAAUUACGCAAAGAAUCUUUUCCUCCAUCAACCCUUCUUACUUCCUCUCACCUUCUGCUUCUUGAUCUGUCUUCUAAGAUCCAAACGACUGACUGCCACUACUAGGCAAAAACUGUAGUCAUUUUUAUUUUCUGGUACUUUAAAUCCAUGCCACUCAUUUUAUAAACUUAGAAACACCAGAGACUGAAACACUACAGAGCUUUUUUUUUUUUUUUUUUUUCCUUUUUUUUUUUUCUUUUUAAUCUUUUAAGUGUUCUCAUGUUUUAUUUUUUAACACUAUACAUACUGUGCAUUAUGCCCUAAAAUGGUUGAUCACUCAAAUGAAUUCUACAUUAUGAUCUGGUUUAAUUCCUCCUACUACACUGACAAUGUUUCUUAUUUACUGACAACUUUUUUCCAACAUGACACUAUACAGUAAGUAUUCUUGCUACCACUAAGUUUAUGCUGUUGUUGUUUUGCCCCUUAAUAUUCUUGAAACACUAAUGACCUUGUUGUAAAACUUAUUUUCUUUGGAGGUUAUUUAGCUGUAAGAUUUGGUUCCAUUUUUCUGUACUGAUGAACAUUUUAUUUUGCCAAAUUACACCACUGUCUUGUGAGUUACAAUUAAAAACUAAGAGUUAGUGUG
Hemibagrus wyckioides is the source of this 3596-nucleotide messenger RNA. It is a transcript of the gene ctnnd1, whose product is annotated as catenin (cadherin-associated protein), delta 1. The transcript has 20 exons. Gene Ontology annotation, molecular function: cadherin binding. Gene Ontology annotation, biological process: cell-cell adhesion; cell-cell junction assembly. Lineage: Eukaryota; Metazoa; Chordata; Actinopteri; Siluriformes; Bagridae. The record is from RefSeq and is a predicted model, not a curated record. The coding region runs from base 146 to 2887 and encodes 913 amino acids. Gene Ontology annotation, cellular component: adherens junction; plasma membrane; nucleus.